Molecule: messenger RNA, 777 nt
Organism: Aspergillus bombycis
Lineage: Eukaryota; Fungi; Ascomycota; Eurotiomycetes; Eurotiales; Aspergillaceae
Product: SRR1 family protein
Exons: 2
Coding region: 1-777 (258 amino acids)
Source: RefSeq, a predicted model, not a curated record
AUGCCCCACAGCAAUCGCAAGAGAAACCUCAAGCACCCUAAGCGUCUCGAAGUCACCGACCCCAGCGGCUGGACGCACGUCACCGCGGGCGGAAAAAGCGCCCGUCGAGCUCUCCGUGCCACCCAACAGCACCAUGACAACCCAGAACAGGGCGAACAGUCCCAGAUCCUUGUCCCCGCCGAAGCGCCGGCACAGCUGAAUUUGGAAGAUCUUCAAGCACAAUUCCGAGGGUAUCAGCAGCGAUGGGAGGGGUCGGACAGUUGGAGGGUGGUCGAAAGGGCAUUGUCGUCGGCCACAGGGAAAGUGGAUCGCAUUGUCUGCGUUGGACUGGGAAGUCCGAGCGGGUUUCUGAAGGGCGGUUGGGUGGAUAGAAGGAGCGUGUCAAUGUAUCAGCUCGCCGGGUUGGUGAGCGUUGUGGAUUGCAUGAAAAAAUCAAUUCCGAAUCUCGAAGUCUUCGCUCAGGACCCUGUGUUCAAUACCCAUGACCGAUCCCUGCUCGCUUCUCUUGACAUUGUUGUUCUCGAUCACCCCCAUGGCUUCGAAAAAGUCUGCCCGGGCACUCUCCUCUAUUGUCCCGGCGCGGAACGGACGCACCUUGAACAGCUUCUUUCUCGUGCGCCUACACUGGCUUUUGGUGGGCCAUUAGAAGACAUCGAGUCGGAGGCUGUGAAGCAGUUCGUGGAAUCAAGGAAGUCCGUUAGGGUCCCGCGGUUCGAAGACAUGGAACAUGCGUUCUGGAAUAUGAAAGUAUAUUCACAUGAGAAUGAUGAGCAAUAG